Messenger RNA from Exophiala aquamarina CBS 119918, 2304 nucleotides. RefSeq names its product anaphase-promoting complex subunit 8. Gene Ontology annotation, cellular component: anaphase-promoting complex. Gene Ontology annotation, biological process: cell division. Gene Ontology annotation, molecular function: protein binding. The record is from RefSeq and is a predicted model, not a curated record. The transcript has 2 exons. The coding region runs from base 1 to 2304 and encodes 767 amino acids. NCBI's taxonomy places the organism in Eukaryota, Fungi, Ascomycota, Eurotiomycetes, Chaetothyriales, Herpotrichiellaceae.
AUGGUCUCGCAUCGACAGGCCGAGAGUUUCGCCUCUGCUGGAGAAAUCAAUACAGAGGUGACGGAAGAACUGCGGAAUAAAUUGACAGAGGCUUCCAUCAAAUGCUCAGAGCGUUGCCUGUACCAAUCCGCGAAAUGGGCGGCCGAACUGCUGACAUCCCUCCCCGACGAAGAUGAGCUUGAUGAUGACGACUCUCAGAUGCAUGAUACGAGUAACGUUCAGUCUUCUUACCGAAUAUAUACGACAAGUUAUGACGAUCCAGACGAGGCAGCUUUGGAGGCGAAAGAGGCACCGAAAUAUCUUUUAGCAAAAGCAUUUUUUGAUACCAAGGAAUUUGAGAGAUGUGCUGCUGUUUUUCUUCCCCCUGCCAUACCAGCUGGUGGCCUCGCAAUCUUCGAGAAGCCCAAAGGACGAACACCUACUUCAACGCCAUUACGACCACAAAGCAAAUCAAAACAGAAUGAGGGAAAUGUCCUCAACCCGUUUCCACGCCUCAGUCAAAAGUCUCUAUUUCUCUCCUUAUACGCCCGAUAUCUGGCUGGAGAAAAGCGGAAGGAGGAAGAGACUGAGAUGGUUCUAGGCCCUGCGGACGGUGGACAGACGACGAAUCGCGAAUUAUCAGCAAUCGCACGUGGGUUAGAAUCAUACUUCCAAGUAAGAGAUGCCCAGGACCCCAAACUCAAACAUUCUCAAGGAUGGUUGGAAUAUCUCUAUGGUGUUGUCCUGUCCAAAUCACGUCAGGAAGUCCUUGCUCAAAAAUGGUUACUCCGUUCCGUUCGCCUCAAUCCCUACCAUUGGGGUGCCUGGGAAGAACUUGCAUCGCUCCUCAGUUCAAUCGAUGAUCUUAACGCACAAGCCUUACCCCAACAUAUUAUGUCUAUUAUGUACCACACUCACGCCAGUGUCGAUCUUUUCUCGACCUCAGACCAAGCCUUGACAUUUGAAAACCUCAAAGUCCUCUUGAACUAUUUUCCCAACUCGACCUUUCUCCUCACACAGCUCGCUCUUUCAUAUUACCACAACAAAGACUACGAGACCUCCGCCUCCAUCUUUCAAGAGCUUCUCACCGCUCACCCGCAUCGUCUUGACGGGCUCGACCAUUAUUCCAAUAUUCUUUACGUCAUGGCUGACAGACCCAAAUUAGCUUUCCUCGCCCAUUUGGCCACAUCGGUCGACAAAUUUCGACCUGAAACUUGUUGCGUAGUGGGCAACUAUUACUCACUCUGCUCUCAACACGAAAAGGCAGUCAUGUACUUUCGCCGUGCUCUGACUUUGGAUCGGAACUUUCUGUCCGCCUGGACCUUGAUGGGGCACGAAUACAUCGAACUGAAAAAUACCCACGCCGCGAUUGAAUCAUACCGACGUGCUGUGGAUGUCAACCGCAAAGACUACCGAGCCUGGUAUGGGCUGGGUCAGGCAUACGAAGUUCUCGACAUGAAUUUCUACGCACUGUUCUACUAUCAGCGGGCGGCAGGACUUCGACCUUACGAUCCCAAAAUGUGGCAAGCCGUUGGUUCAUGCUACACAAAGAUGGACCGGCUUGAACAGGCCAUCAAAGCUCUCAAGCGGGCCCUUGCCGCGGGUGCCUAUUUCGAGAAUGAAGAGUCCCCUCAGCCUUCCUUUAACACUUCCAGCGGUACCGCAACGAGACCUAAGACAACUAACCCCACUAAAUCACGUAAACUCCUCGACCCCGAAACCCUCUUCCAGAUCGCGCUGCUACAUGAGCGCACCAACAAUGAAGCUGAAGCAGCACGAUACAUGGAGCUGUGCCUCGCGCAGGAAACGGGAGGGAGCGCCACUAGUGUGGAGAAGGCGAGAAGGAAACACGCCCGCAGAGAGGCAAGAAAGACUGCCGUUGCCAGCGAGAGACGAGAACGGGUAGCUGCGAUGCGAGCUGAAGCUGGAGGAGAAAUAGAUCCUGAACUCGAAGCUGCGGCUCUCGCAGAUGGAGAUGAUGAUACUGAAAUCUUAUCGUCGCCAUCAGACCCUGAGGAGGCCGGUGGAGGAGAAGGCGCAGAUGGAGAGACCAGUGCACUGGGCGAAGCAGAAGGCUUCGGCACGGGUACCACAGCAACGACAUCCAAAGCUCGCCUUUGGCUCGCAAGGUGGAGUGUCAAGACGGGAGACCUGGAUCGUGCAGAACGUCUAGCCGAGGAGCUCUGCAUGGAUGGCUACGAGGUCGAAGAAGCGAAAGGCUUGGUCCGAGAGGUCAGAGGCAGGAAAGACGCUACUGCUGGUGGUAUUAGUGGUAAGCCUAGAAGCGCUGCAAUCAACGACUUAGGUAGUCCCAUUGAAGAUUGA